AUGUCUGAUGAGAACACCGGCGCGUCGGCCACACAAACUCCACCACCUGCAACGCCGUCAGAUAAAGCCCCUCACACCAUGACUUCAACUGAGCCUCCUAAGAAGGAAUCGGCACUUGCGUCUGAGUCUGACCCUAAAGGGAACGACACGGCGAACUUGACUGCGCCUGCCCAGGAGAAGGCCGACGAAGGUAGCUUUGCACUCACCCACCUUUCACCUUUCCCCUCACGGCGAUUCGAAGUACCCAAGCUAACCACUAUUCCCUUCACAGCUGCUGCGAAGGAAACAGCCGAGAAACCAGCAGAAUCCCCCGACGUCGAGAUGAAGGACGCUUCCGAGCCAGCCCCAGCCACUGGAGAGGCUGAGAAGCCAGAGUCGGCGCAGCAUGAUGAGACCAAUCCUAGCCCAAUGGUUGACAACUCUGUCACUCCAUCUGAUAAGAGCAAGGGGCGACGCAAGUCUGCUGCCAGUUCAGAUACCAAGGGCAAGAAGCUUAACAGGAAGGCCUCCAAGGCCAAGAUCCUGCAUCUCGACGCCAAGCCUGGUGACCACUUCUUUGUGAAGCUGAAGGGCUUCCCCCAGUGGCCGGCAAUCAUUUGCGAUGAAGACAUGCUUCCUCAGGCACUCAUCAAGUCGCGCCCAGUCACUGCUGUCCGGGUCGAUGGCACAUAUCGAGAGGAUUACGCUGACGGUGGCAAGAGAGUGCACGAUCGGACUUACCCAGUCAUGUAUCUGCACACCAACGAGUUCGGAUGGGUGCCCAAUAGCGACCUCAAUGACCUUGAUCCCGAGACUGUCAUGGAGGUCAAGAUGGACAAGAUGCGCAAGGACCUCCAAGCUGCUCAUAAAUUGGCCUCGGAGAGCCACUCCCUAGAUUACUACAAAGACGUCCUUGACAAGUACCAGAAAGACCUUCUUCAACAGCAGAAAGCCAAGGAGCCAAAGGCUCAAGCCACUCCUGCCAAGAAGAGCAAGAAAGCUAAGGCCGAGGCUGGGGAAGAUGAAGACGUCGACAUGGCCGAUGAUGAUGCCGAGGAGGACGAGGGCAAGCAGAAGAAGAGCAAGAAGCGCAAGGCAGAGGGAAGUGCUGAGACCCCGCAGCGUUCGGACUCUGUGAAAAAGCCUAAAAUCAAGCUGACCCUGAACUCAACGCCAAAAACCGCCAACAGUCCAGGUUCAGCUCUCAAGUCAUCAAAGGCUCAAAGCCAGUCCAAGACUCCUAAGCCCAAAUCCAGGAAGAGUGUCAGCGAGGUUGAAGAGAAGAGCCCACAGGACGAAGACAUGGCUUCUAAGGAACCUGAAUUCUCCCCAGAGGAGCGGUACCAGCGCCGCAAGAAAGAGGCUCUCUUCCUCCGACACAAGCUCCAGAGGGGCCUCCUUACCCGCGAUCAGGAGCCCAAGGAGGACGAAAUGGGGGCCAUGUCGGAUUUCCUAUCCAAGUUGGAAUCCGUCCCAGAUCUUGAGGCCAGCAUCAUCCGGGAGACCAAGAUCAACAAGGUCCUCAAGGCUAUUCUGAAGCUGGACACCAUUCCAAAGGAGGAGGAGUUCCGGUUCAAGCCGCGCUCCCAAGCCCUGCUUGAGAAGUGGAACGAGAUCCUCGCAGUCGAUGAACCAGCCGCUUCUGCCCCUGCGACUGCGGGAGCAACAGAGCCUGCCAAGGCAGUCAACGGAACAGCUGCCAAGGCAUCCGAUGCCAAGGGAGAGCCCGAGGCCAAGGCCGAGACCAACGGCGUCAAAGAGCAGAGCGCAGCCAGCGCUGAGCCACCCAAGCCUGAAGAGUCGUCGGCAGAAGGGCCUGCCUUCGUCUUCAGUCCUCAUGAUGAGCCUGAUCAAGUCGCCCGCCCAUCGAAAAGGCGAAAGACGUCCAGGAAAGGGACAGGCAAACCGGACAUAGUACCAAGGAAAUCGGCCGCCUCCUUCGUACCUCUCUUUAAUGGAGUUGAGAGUACAGAGUGUGUUACCGUCCGAGAGCAGCUCUUUGAGAAGGCUUGGUCUAGCAUCGAGACCCGUAUUCACCAUGUGCUGCGCGAAGCGAACAGAAACACACUGGACGAGGUUGGCGCUUUCAUACGCGGUGCGCCAGACGAGAAUGAGAAGAUACCUUCCGCGUUCAUCAUUACUGGGCCAAAUCUUGCCUCACAGCAGCUCCUUUUUGAGCAACUAGCCGAGAGCCUUCGUGACUCGAGUCCAGCCAAGAUCGUCUGCCUUCGAUCCGCAGAGGCGCCCAAUCUCAAGACCACUUUGAAGAAGAUCAUCAGAGUGGCAACGUCGACGGUUGGUGGUGACGAAGAAGACCUCGAGGUUUCUGUCGGUCAAGAUGGGCGGAAGUAUUUAGGCUACGAUCUAGAGGCGCUACAUGCCUUCGUCAAGCCUUCCGAGUCCCGUCGGGUCAUUGUAGCUUUUCAAGACACCGAGGCUUUCGACGGUGCUCUCCUCUCAGACCUAAUUCUGCUUUUCAGAUCAUGGCGUGACCGAAUCCAGUUUACGCUCCUCUUCGGGAUCGCCACGUCUGUGCAGCUGUUCCAGGCCCGGCUGCUGAAGUCGACGGCGCAGCACCUCUACGGCGGCCAGUUCGAUGUGGUCCAGGCGAACUCGGUGUUGGAGAGCGUCUUCAAGGCCGCCAUUGCCGCCAAGGACGUCGCGCUGAGGCUGGGACCCGACCUACUCGGGACUCUCGUCGAGCGGCAGCGUGAACAGGUUGCCGGCAUUCAGGUCUUUGUCAGCUCGGUCAAGUAUGCGUAUAUGUGCCAUUUCUACGCGAACCCCCUGAGCGUGCUGCGUCACGACGAUGGCGACGACGACGAGCUUUCUCGGAAACGCCUACAGCCCGAGCACCUCGAGGCUGUCCGGAUGCUUCCCUCCUUCAGGGCUCAUGUCGAGGGGGCAGUCGAUGCGAGGCAAUUGAAUCAUGCGCUCUCGCUGCUGCAAGACGACACCUUCCUUAUCGGCGCAAUCCUCGAGCAAAGACAGAAGAGAAACGACUAUGCGACAAGGUUGCUACAGUCGUUGCAUCUGAUGCAGGCGAGCCGUAUUCCUAUUGGUACCUUCAUGGAUCUCUACAUAGCGGCUCUGUCCAAUGGCAUCGACCUAACUUCAGACGAUUCUUCCUUCCUCGACUCUAUCCGGCGGUUGCAGCCAGGCGAAGUUACGCCCCUCAUUCGGCGGCUUUCGGAUGCGGUCAGGAACGGAAGUUCCGAGCUUGGUCUUGCCGGGUGGGCAUCGGAGGGGGAUGGCGAAGAGCUUCUUGCGGGACUAACGGGCUUACUGGACGAGGUCGAGUCUUUAAGCAACAAGGCAAAAGAGAACGGGACGGCGCUUCGAAGCAAAUACGGUGCUCAGAACAAGGUGCUAAGGACCACAGUGGUAGCACAAAAGGUCCAGCUCAGUCAGGACACUGCUAAAUUGACGGCCGAAGACAAAGCAUUCACCGAGGCACUCGACCAACUAGUGGAGCUCCUGACAAGGGCGAUAUCAUGCGAGAGCAUCCAUAGCCAGUUCUUGAACGAGAUCUGGGUCUACGACGCUAAAUCACCCCACAGGGAUGUCUUCAUCCCCCGGCCGGGGACAACGAUCGAGCGCGCUUUGUCCCGCCCGAACGAUUACCUGGCAUGUUCCUGCUGCAGCAAAGCCAACGGAACAACGUCGGCGAGUCUGCCGGCCACAGCCAUCCUCUACCAUCUUUACCUGGAGGCCGGUUCUCUCAUCAACGUCUCCGACCUGUGGUCUGCUUUCUACAACCUCGUUGGGGAGGAGGGCGAGUCCGGCCUCGACGAGCGAGCUGCCCUGGUCCGGUUCUACCAGGCUCUGGCGGAGUUGAAGAGCAUGGGCUUUGUCAAGCAGAGCAGGAAAAAGGCGGACCACAUUGCCAAGUUGAAGUGGCUAUAG
Molecule: messenger RNA, 3885 nt
Organism: Phialemonium atrogriseum
Lineage: Eukaryota; Fungi; Ascomycota; Sordariomycetes; Cephalothecales; Cephalothecaceae
Product: origin recognition complex subunit 3
Exons: 9
Coding region: 1-3885 (1294 amino acids)
Biological process (GO): DNA replication; DNA replication initiation
Cellular component (GO): DNA replication preinitiation complex; nuclear pre-replicative complex; nuclear origin of replication recognition complex
Molecular function (GO): DNA replication origin binding
Source: RefSeq, a predicted model, not a curated record